Molecule: messenger RNA, 1346 nt
Organism: Solanum pennellii
Lineage: Eukaryota; Viridiplantae; Streptophyta; Magnoliopsida; Solanales; Solanaceae
Product: plant cysteine oxidase 4-like
Exons: 7
Coding region: 448-1128 (226 amino acids)
Molecular function (GO): oxidoreductase activity, acting on single donors with incorporation of molecular oxygen, incorporation of two atoms of oxygen
Source: RefSeq, a predicted model, not a curated record
AUUACACCCCCAAAAGACAGAUAAAAUAAUAUUCACUCGAACGAAAUCGUUCUCUCUCUCUCUCCUCUCUCGUCCGGGCGAUCUCUCUGUAUUUCAUCGCCGAAGUAGGUGGCAAUGAUAAUAGAAAGCUGCAUCCAUUAAGCACCACGUGAUAUACGAUCAUCACCUUUGUUUGUGUUAAGAGUCCAGCCUGUGCCUGAUUUGUACUUGAAGGGUCUUCUGAGAAAUAGAGGACCCUUCGCACAGGAUUUCUUGGGUUAAACUUCGAGCUGUAAACUACAAGACAAGUUUGUUUGCAUAGGCGGUCAGGGUAAAGGUGGUCGGUUUGAUAAACAUGCCAGCUGUACAAAAGCUUUACAACGCCUGUAAAGCAUCACUUUCUACUAAUGGACCCAUAUCAGAAGAUGCUCUUGAGAAAGUCCGUUCCCUCUUAGGGUUAAUGGUGAAAUGUAUUAUCAGCUGAAAGGACAAAUCACUGUCUGGUUGUGCUCUGGGCAUAAAUCUGCUGACAAAAUCAAGCCUUCUGAUGUAGGUCUUGAGCAGGAGGCACAACUUGUCAAGACUUGGAAAGGUACCAUGCAUGAGCGUAAUGGGGGUUUACGACCAAUCCUGCCAAUCAAAUACCUACACUUGCAUGAAUGUGAGAGCUUCACUAUGGGAAUAUUCUGCAUGCCACCUUCUUCAAUCAUUCCUUUACAUAACCACCCUGGGAUGACCGUUUUAAGCAAGCUUAUAUAUGGUUCCUUACAUGUGAAAGCUUAUGAUUGGAUCGAUAGUCCGGGGCCUUCAGUUCCACCCGAAGGUGCAAGACCAGCUAAACUUUUUAAAGAUUGUGAGAUGACAGCUCCAUGUGGAACAACUACUCUCUAUCCGACGGCUGGAGGGAAUAUUCAUUGUUUCAAAGCUAUAUCCCCUUGUGCAAUUUUUGAUAUCCUGUCUCCACCCUACUCUUCUGAUGAUGGACGUCAUUGCACUUAUUUCCGAAGGUCUCCUCGAGGGGAUCUACCAGGUGAACUCGAGGUCGAUGGGGAGAUGUUCACAGAUGUGACUUGGUUGGAAGAGUUUCAACCUCCCGAUGACUUUGUCAUCCAUCGAGGCCAAUACAAGGGUCGUACCAUCAAACCAUAGGGGAUGGUUCAUUUUUGGUUCUAUUGAUCAACUUUUUGAAUGCAGUGAUUGAGGUGAAGUUGUUAACAAAUAUGGAAAUAAUGACAUAUGUUUUCUAGAGAAUAGGCCAUUUUCUCAUGUACAUAUUAUAUACCAUACAUUAAUUUAGAUCUCACCUUAAAAUUAGUGCUUUUAAACUUUAUAGUCGCAUUAUAUAAACUUUUUCAUUUUUCACCCUC